AUGACCGGUCCCACCGGCAGACAAGCUGCCUUCUCCUCCUCCAGUGCGCCCCGACCAGACGAGCAGAGCCCAGCUAGGGUUUCGAGAUUUCCCGUCGCCAGAAUCGACCACCUCUCGUCUCCGCGAGCACCCGCCGGCGCCUUCCCUCGCCGUCGACGUCUUGCACCCCGGAGACCCUCCCGGAUCUCCGCCGCCUCCCCGCCCCCCUCCUCCUCCUCGAACACCACCGCGGUCGAUCUCUACUCGCGGCGCCCGCAGAUCUGAUUCCGGGGUCCCCGGCUCUCCCAUCCAGGGCCAGGGCCAGGGCCAUACUCGUCGGCCACCAUGCAGGCUAGUGACAGGUUCAACAUCAAUUCUCAACUUGAGCAUCUCCAAGCCAAAUACGUCGGAACAGGGCAUGCUGACCUGACCAGAUUUGAAUGGGCUGUAAACAUCCAAAGAGACAGCUAUGCAUCUUACAUUGGACACUACCCGAUGUUGGCAUAUUUUUCCAUUGCUGAGAAUGAAUCUAUUGGAAGGGAGCGCUACGAAUUUAUGCAGAAAAUGCUGCUUCCCUGUGGCCUCCCUCCUGAAAGAGACGAAGACUGAGGAGUUGGUGCUAUAGUUCUACCUCGAAAGCAACUUGUGUCCAGAUGCUGUUCGUUACCAAAGUCUCAAGGCCUGUCUGGAUUAGCCACCUCAGCACUUUAUGUGAUUGUGUUUGAACAUCGUGAACAUCUUUGUCUGGUUUAAUUCCUGGACGACCUUGGCCAUCUUGCCUCAUAAAAGGAGUAAUGUAACGUGAUGUCGUAUCUGCAUCUUACUACAUAUGUGAACGAUAUAAUCGAAUCACAGCAGUGCAUGUCGAAAUAGUUUUUUUUUC
Molecule: messenger RNA, 862 nt
Organism: Triticum dicoccoides
Lineage: Eukaryota; Viridiplantae; Streptophyta; Magnoliopsida; Poales; Poaceae
Exons: 4
Coding region: 325-588 (87 amino acids)
Biological process (GO): mRNA splicing, via spliceosome
Cellular component (GO): U2 snRNP; precatalytic spliceosome
Source: RefSeq, a predicted model, not a curated record